AACCAGUUGAUGGGUUUCUUCAGCUAUUGGGCCGUUGGCGACACGGUGAAGAACUGAAGACGACUCUAGCCGCCGCCAGCCCUCGUCGUCCGAGCGACCGCCACCGCCACCGCGGCUCCCGCCAAUUUCCAAACCCCAACCCGGCUUUCCCGCCACAGCCAUUCCCCAACGCCCCCCUCUCCCUCCCAUGGCGACGCCCUCGGCGGCGACGCGGAAGAAGCUGCAGCGCAAGUUCCGGCUGCGCGGGUUCACCCUCAAGGUGGACGCCCUCGAGGAGGCCGCCGCCUUCCUGGCCCGCUUCCCCGACGCCGAGGACGACGCCCUCGACCUCCUCCUCGACGAGCUCGACAAGGAGCCACUGCAGUCGUCGAUCCUUGACCGGGACGCGGUCCGGCGCGUGGUGGCGCUGCUUGUCGAGGCGGAGGAGGCGGUCGAUGCGGCGUCUCCGGCGGCCACCAGCGCGCGCUCGGCGCUGCGGGUGGUGGAUUCGUUCGUCGUGCCACGGUUCCACUACGAUCCAAUCAAGAAAGUCUUCUACGAGCAUACCAGCAGAUUACUCAUCCAUGGAGAAGCUGGAGAUAAAGCAGCCCUAUACAGGGAUAGGUAUCAGGUUCUGCUUUAGAGGCUUGCUCGUGACAAAUACUUUUCUAAGCCAGCUUUUGACACUGUUAUGACCGAAGAUGAUAAUUGUGAGAUAACUUCUAUACAGUCUCUAAUUGGGUGCACUGGUCGGAGAUGGAUUAUGGGGGUCAUAUCACAGUUGGAGGAACGCCAAUUCUACUUGGAGGAUCUUACUGGAGCUGUGCCAAUUGACUUAUCAAAUGCUAAAAUCACCUCAGGUUUCUUCGUUGAAAACACCGUAAUUUUAGCAGAAGGGGAAUUGCUUUCAAAUGGCAUUUUCCAGGUAAAUACAUGUGGAUUUCCUCCUUUAGAGGAUAGGGAAGCAUCACUUUCGAUGCUUAUGGGGCUUGAUUUCUUCGGUGGAGGUGUCAUAGCAGCUGAAGAAACAGUAAGAUUAUCAACCUUAGAGAAGAAGGCCAUGAAUGAUAUGUUUGUGAUACUUUCAGAUGUUUGGCUUGACAGUUCUGAGACCAUGGAGAAAUUAGGUGUUGUUCUUGAUGGUUAUGAUAGUGUAGAAGCAGUUCCUUCCCUCUUUGUUUUAAUGGGCAAUUUCUGCUCCCGGCCUUGCAAUCUGGCAUUCAAUUCAUUUGAAGAACUCAGAUUACAGUUUGGAAAGCUUGGUGAGAUGAUUGCAGCUCGAUCUAGGUUAAAGGAACAUAGUCGUUUUUUAUUCAUUCCUGGUCCUGAAGAUGCAGGCCCUUCUAAAGCCCUCCCAAGGUGUACACUUCCAAAAUAUCUAACUGAGGAACUGCAGAAGCACAUCCCAAAUGCAAUAUUCGUAAGCAACCCCUGCAGGGUGAAGUUUUAUACACAAGAAAUUGUGUUUUUCCAGCAAGACCUCCUAUAUAGAAUGCGGCGGUCUUGUCUAAUUCCCCCAACAACAGAAGAAACAAGUGACCCUUUUGAGCAUCUGGUAGCAACCAUCACCCAUCAGAGUCAUCUUUGCCCAUUGCCUCUUACAGUUCAGCCUAUCAUAUGGAACUAUGAUCAUUGCCUUCGGCUCUACCCUACUCCUCACACGAUAGUACUUGGUGACAAGAGCGAGCAGAAGGCCUUCAAAUACGCAGGAAUAACUUGCUUCAAUCCUGGUUCUUUUGCUAACGACAGCAGCUUUGCAGCUUACCGUCCUUGCACUAAGGAGGUUGAGCUUUCUGCAUUAGAAAGUUAAUACUAAAGAGGAGAGAUCAAAAUGAAGCUCGCCAAUUUGGUAACCUGUAUCAUCCAAACUACCAUUCUCCAAAUCUUCAGUUAACUCCCUAUCGGUUAUCGCCACAUACAUCAGGCUGAUAUUUAACUAUUUAAGGUGGAGUUCAUUUUCAUGCAAGCUAAUUUGAGAUGACAUAAUAUGCAUGACGUUGUGGUUGGUGCUUCUCUUAGGCAAACUGAUGAUGACAUUUCGUUUGUCCUCAUAGAUGGCAUCAUGGUAGUGGUUUCUUAACAAGGACCCCUCUAAUGGCAUUGUACUUAGCAUAGCAGAAUAUUUUGCUGUCCUAUGCUUAAGUCACAAAAUGGGGUUCAGGCACUUUGAAAUAUCUAGGCUUAAAUUGUUGUAAACAAAGAAUUAAUAUGGCUGAGUUACAUGUGAGCUCUACAGAAUUCUGCACGCCCUGCUUUGUGGAACAUUUUGAUGAACUGACAUCUCAACGUCAACCACGAAGAUCAACACGAACCUGAGUUGGUUUUCUGAUUACAUUCGAACUCAUUGAGACCUUGAAGAAUUGGAAGAGAACUUCAUCUUUUGGUUGUGGUUGUCGAUGCUGAAGUCCAACUUGGUAUCCCCAAUGUCCUUUUGCUUUGGGACCUUUGCAGUCGUGCAAGAUAGUGGGACGCCAGAAACACCAGAUCUCACUAGAUCUGCAAUAAAUGUACAAACCAAUAUAUUUCUUGGUUUGUUCGAUAUGGCCAUAUGGGACUAAAUCCAAUAUAUUUCUUAUUUUCAAGAGUGAAUGUGAUGGCUUCUUUUACUAUACCUAUAA
Messenger RNA from Oryza sativa Japonica Group (Japanese rice), 2597 nucleotides. The record is from RefSeq and is a predicted model, not a curated record. Lineage: Eukaryota; Viridiplantae; Streptophyta; Magnoliopsida; Poales; Poaceae.